CAGAGAAAUAAAUACACGUCCUUAUCUUUCCAUUCUCAUCAAUCUUCACGUAUCAAUAUAGCUUCUUGGAGAGUCACCACAGCCGCCGUUAACUAUAAAUGGCAAGGCCAGUGAUCAAUGAAUGCGACUCUCCAACUUCUCUGAAAGCCAAGCUAAAAUCCUCCUUUUGUUGCUUCCCCAACAUGGAGAUGAUCAACCAGCGUGAGAUGCUUCAUCAAGAUCAUGACCAAGAAGGGAGCAACCGCAUGAAGCUUCAGCCGCAGACACCAAGAUCACCCUAUGCUUGGCUGAAAUCGACAGCCCAUGAUUUGGAAUUUAAGUAUAAUUAUCGUUGUUUUAUUGGAAAGAGAGGAAAGAACAGAAAACGAUACUGUUCGGAGGAAUUUAGGUAUGAUCCUGAAAGUUAUUCUCUUAACUUUGAGGAUGACGUUCACAAAGAAGAUGAGUUGCCACUCAAGUCUAGAUUGCCUGCCACUCCGGAGAGAUUGGUGGCGCCGCCGCCUCCGGUAAGGAGGACAGAGCUUCAGAUGCGGAGCUGAUAUUUUAGGAUUAAGAAUGUUUGUUGGAAGUUUAUUUGUUGUGAUUCUAGUCUCCAUUCUUGAAUCCUUAAUUUUUAUUUUCUAUGUACAGGGCUAUAGAUCCUCAUUUUGAGAAGCAAAAAUUGGAAAAAAAAAAAGGAAGAAGAAUUAAGAUGUGAUUUAAUUGUUAUAUAUAUUAUUUACUGGAUGAAUUAGAUUAAAUUAAUUGCAGUUAUACAAGGUGUUUAGUU
Populus nigra (black poplar) is the source of this 769-nucleotide messenger RNA. RefSeq lists its product as uncharacterized. The coding region runs from base 99 to 539 and encodes 146 amino acids. The transcript has a single exon. The record is from RefSeq and is a predicted model, not a curated record. NCBI's taxonomy places the organism in Eukaryota, Viridiplantae, Streptophyta, Magnoliopsida, Malpighiales, Salicaceae.